UGUUUUUGCUAACCCUAGACCAAAAACGGCUACUUAACGAGAAACACCAUAAUAAUAAUAAUAAUAAUAAUACAAAGAAGAACACCCAAAUCCAUCAAUCCAUGACUGUACCAAUACCCAUGUCUUCUUCUUCUUCUUUCAAUUUCCUUCCUUCCACAUCCAAUCUUCACUUCUUCUUCAUCUUCACCCUCGUCGGCGCAAACCACACAUCAUCUCGCUUCUGUUCUCGCUAACCCAUCUCUCAUUUCAACGAUACAGGUAUACAUACAUACAUACAAUACAUAUAUAUAUAUAUUGGUCAUGGAAUGGUAUACAGGAAAACCCAGUUUGUUAAAGAACUUAUUGGUUAGACUAUUCUUAUUCUGUCUUACAAUAAUCGGUAUUCGAUUUACAUAUGUUGUCAUUAUUCGAGGUGAAUCAUGUGAUUCAGAUGAUUUCUGUUUCUUCUCUUCGCCGGAAAAACCAAAUCUUGUUACUGGUGUUAAGGAAUCAAGUUCAUCUGCCAUUAUCCUCUCCGACGCUGCCUCAGCAUUAUCAUCUCCGGAGAAGACAGCUUUGUCUACAAAAGACUGGAAAAAGUCUGUCGAUUUCUAUUCUUCAGUCUUUCAAGACCUUAUUGUUGAUGGAUAUCUUUUACCCAAUUCGAAAUCUUUAUGUUUAGAGACACAGAUGGGUCAGGAGGUUUAUGCUUUGAAAGAAAUUGGAGUUCUUGAUUCAAUUGGAAUUUACAAUAAGUCUUCCAAGGCAAAUAAUCAUCCGUUUGAAAACAACACUUUUGAUUUCAUCUUCUCGAGCAAUACUGGUUUAGAUAGUUCUUUAAAACAAGGCGAAUUCGCUGCAGAGGUAUGUCGGACAUUGAAGCCAGAAGGGUUUUUAGUUGUUCAUACAUCUUCUAAAGAUACAUAUAGUUUAAAUUCGUUUAUUGAUUUAUUCAAUUGCUGUAAAUUCAUACGGUCUCGUGAUCUUACUACUACAACAACAAAUGUUCGAGAAAUUGUCAUGAAAAAGGUGAAUAUACUAAACGGAGGAGAAUCAUCAUCAGUUAAUGAAUGUUCGAUUCCUGAAUACAAGAAGGAGUUAGUCAAGUUAUCUGAACCAUUGAUUGAAGAGGAGCCAUUGAAGCCAUGGAUAACAUUGAAGAGAAACAUCAAGAAUGUGAAAUACCUGUCGUCAAUGGCUGACAUUAACUUUAAGGAGAGAUAUGUGUAUGUUGAUGUUGGAGCUCGUAGCUAUGGUUCUAGCAUUGUUAGCUGGUUUAAGAAACAAUACCCGAAACAGAACAAGACAUUUGAUAUCUAUGCUAUUGAAGCAGAUAAGGCUUUCCACGAGGAGUAUAGAUCAAAGAAAGGGGUAACAUUGUUGCCUUACGCGGCUUGGGUGAGGAAUGAGUCAUUGUUCUUCGAGGUUAAUGAUGUUAAAAAGGGGGGUGAAAGAGGAAUGGGUAGGAUUAAGCCUGUUCAAUCUUCUUCUGUGGGUGGUAAUGAGAUCAUUGGAUUUGAUUUUGCGAAUUGGCUGAAGAUGACUGUAACAGAGAAAGAUUUCGUUGUUGUGAAAAUGGACGUGGAAGGGACCGAAUUUGAUUUGAUCCCGAGGUUGUAUGAGACAGGUGCGAUAUGUUUGAUUGAUGAAAUAUUUUUGGAAUGUCAUUAUAAUAGGUGGCAGAAAUGCUGCCCCGGUCAGAGAUCGCCAAAGUAUGAGAAAACUUAUGGGCAGUGUUUAGAGCUUUUUACUUCUCUUAGACAAAGUGGGAUUCUUGUUCAUCAAUGGUGGUAGUAGAUGAUAUACGUAUUAAUCUCCUUUCUUCUUAUUCUUUUGAUCAUCCUCCAUUGAUGAGAGCUUCAGUUUCUCAUGUGAAAUGUUGCUAGUUAAAUUUAUUCACAAUGUUUAAUAUAAAGAUGAAAUAGUGUUGCUUCUUUCA
Messenger RNA from Impatiens glandulifera, 1918 nucleotides. RefSeq lists its product as uncharacterized. The record is from RefSeq and is a predicted model, not a curated record. Lineage: Eukaryota; Viridiplantae; Streptophyta; Magnoliopsida; Ericales; Balsaminaceae. Gene Ontology annotation, molecular function: S-adenosylmethionine-dependent methyltransferase activity. The transcript has a single exon. Bases 301 to 1773 code for a protein of 490 amino acids.